CUCCAUAGCAAUUGAUCGACCGAGAACUCAAUUGCCAAGGAUCAUCGCAAUUCUUUAUAACCCGACAAUCCCCACCCACCUUAAUGGAUCUCUCAUCAAUCACCCACCAACAAUGGCAGCCCUCAUCUCCUACGCCCACUCCCUGGCCGACAAAGGCCUCGAAUCCCUCAACCUCCUCGAAAAACGCCAAGUAGGCUGGAUGACAAAAAAUCGCAAAACAGGCAUCUACCUCCGCGAACAACAACACCUCACCAAAAAGCUCAAACUCCUCGUCCUCUUCUCCAAACCCGUCGAAUGGAUCGACACAACCUGGGCUGGCCGGUACUACCUCCACGAAAAGAAUGAUGAGCAGAAGAUCAAGGAGGAAAAGGCGAAGAGUAAGGAGGAGAUUAAGGGUUUCAUUGAUUAUUUUGAGAUUAAUAUGGGGGAUUAUGAGCCGAGUGAUCCGGCUGCUUAUGAUACCUUUCAAGCGUUCUUCACGCGUCACCACCGCCCCGGGGCCCGUCCCAUCGCUGCUUCCGACAACGACAGCGUCGCCGUAUGCGUCGCGGAUUCCCGCGUAGUCGUCUACGACACCGUCACCCAAACAAAAAAACUCUGGAUCAAAGGCAGAAACUUCUCCAUCUCCAACCUUCUCAACGACCCCACCCUCGCUGAACCCUGGUCAAACGGCUCCGUCGCCUCAUUCCGUCUCUCACCACAAGACUAUCAUCGGUACCAUUCACCCGUCUCUGGGACAGUAAAGUGGUGGAAGGAGUUGGAUGGGGAGUAUUAUGACGUCGACCCCAUCUGUUUACAGUCCGAUAUCGACAUCCUUACCGCAAACGCCCGUUCCGCGAUGUGUAUCGAUUCUCCCGCAUUCGGGCUCGUGCUCUUUGUCGCGAUCGGUGCAGUUGACGUCGGAACCGUCAAGCUCAAUCCGAAGUUUAUGACGGAGGGGGCGAGUGUCAGGAAAGGGGAUGAGGUGGGAAUUUUUGAGUUUGGGGGGAGUUCGAUUAUUGUUGCGUUUGAGGGGGGGAGGGUAGCGUUUGAUGAAGAUUUGAGGGAGGUUAGUUUGGAGAAGGUCAUGAUGGAUGUGGAGGUGGGCAUGAGGUUGGGGGAGGCAGUGAGGAAUGAGUAAGAGGGGCUUGUGGAAGGUUGUAGGACAUUUGAUACCACUUGCAACCAAGGAUAAGUUCAUAUAUCAAUAUUCGAUUCAUUAACCGCCAGGCCGGUCAGCUAGCCCAUU
Molecule: messenger RNA, 1228 nt
Organism: Saitoella complicata NRRL Y-17804
Lineage: Eukaryota; Fungi; Ascomycota; Saitoellomycetes; Saitoellales; Saitoellaceae
Product: phosphatidylserine decarboxylase
Exons: 1
Coding region: 113-1120 (335 amino acids)
Biological process (GO): phospholipid biosynthetic process
Molecular function (GO): phosphatidylserine decarboxylase activity
Source: RefSeq, a predicted model, not a curated record